AGAUUGAUUGAGUUAGUCAAUUAACAAGAAAGGUAUCCAUUUCCUCAGGAGACAGAUUGUGGAAAGUAUACUGACAAUUUGUACCAUUUUCAUAAGUUUCCUGACUGAAUAAGUGAGAAUGUCGAAUCUAGAGGACAUCCUGAAGAGAAUUGGCGAGUUCGGAAGGUAUCAGAUAUUUCUGUUCCUCCUGUUAUGCCUGCCUUCCAUCAGCAAUGGGUGUUAUAUGAUGGCGAUCGUCCUUCUUGCAUAUACACCAAAACACAGGUGUAAAAUCCCAGGAUAUGAUAACGACACAUGGACUGUCCAGGGUGACUACCAUGCCAGUCUCAUCAACAGAACCAUUCCUCCAUCGGAUGACUCAUUUUACGACUACGACAGAUGUCACGUGUACAAACAGACAGGAACCGGAAACUCGUCAUCGUACACAAUGACGCAGUGUUCUAAAUGGGUGUAUGAUCAUGAUACAUUUGAUGAGACUGUAGUUACAGAGGGUAACCUUGUUUGUUCAGAGGAGAUGAAGCCGGCGCAUGCGCAGAUGGUGUAUUACUGUGGCGUCCUUGUGGGGGAUUUAUUUUUCGGAAUGCUAUCCGAUAGCAUCGGAAGAAGGAAAACAAUACUGAUAUGCACCGUCUGUCUCCUCAUUUCAUCCGUAUCGACUGCAUUUACACCAGAGUUCUAUAGUUUUACUGUCCUAGAGUUUCUAGUGGGAGCGUCUAACCAUGGUCUCUUCAUCCUUGUCUGUGUCAUGGGUAUUGAGCUGACUGGACCCAGUAAGAGAAUGUUGGCGGGCGUUCUUAUGCACUUGUUUUUUCCCGUUGGAUUGCUAUAUCUAACGGGAACAGGGUUCAUCCUGAGGAACUGGAAGACCAUUCAACUGGUGGUAGCGAUUCCGUGUGUGGUGCACGUUUGUCUGUACUGGAUAAUACCUGAAUCUCCAAGAUGGCUUAUCAGUCAGGGACGAUACAAGGAGGCGGAGACGGUUCUUAGGAAGGUCGCGUUAAAAAACAGGAAACCGUAUCCCGAAAAAAUCGAUCUGAGUCAAAUUGAUAAGGUAAAACCGGGGAGAGUCUGGCAAUUGUUCACAUCGAAAACUUUGGCUUGGAGGACAUGCAUCAUAUUUCUUAAUUGGUUUUCAGUUUCACAGAUAUUCUUUGGAACUACUAUACAUAUGAGCAAUCUCGGUGGAAAUUUUUACCUAAAAUUUCUUCUUUUGGCGGUGGUAGAGUUGCCCGCCAUAGCAAUAACGAUAGGACUUCUAUCGAAAUUCGGACGUAGAAAUGUACAUGCCUUCUUUAUGAUGCUAAGUGGAGGCUCAAACCUUCUGACUAUCUUCACCGUUCUACUAGGAGGCAAAGAUUUCGAACCAUUCACCAUAGCUCUAUGCUGCAUUGGGAAGGUAGGCUCGACUGGAGCAUUUGCUGUUAUUUACAUUUUCUCUAGUGAACUGUUCCCAACAGUUGUCCGUACAGGAGGAAUGGGUGCGAGUUCAUGUGUGGCACGAAUUGGAGGCAUGUCAGCACCAUAUAUUGCUAAAUUGGGCACUUUGGUAGGCAGUCAUUACGGCCAGGCGCUCCCUCUGGUGAUCUUUGGCUGUAUCAGUGUCACGGCCGGCAUUUUCACUUUGUUCCUACCCGAGACAGUAAACAAAAGACUUCCAGACACAAUAGAUGAAGGGGCAAGAUUUGGAACAUCGAAAGAAGACUUGGAUGUCUAUGUACAGGCUAGUGACUACUCCGACGACUCGGAGGAGACUAAAUUUCCUCCUCCAGAAGAAAAGACACUUCUUUGACGGAAUGAGGGAGGUGACGCUGCAGUCGCAACAUCAGCAAGUGUUGUCAUAUUUUUGUGUUCGAGAGUACCUACCAAAUGCAGCUCCAUAUUGUUUUAUUAUUCAAGAAUGUAAAGAAGUACCAUAUUUACUGACGAAUUAUUUUGUUUCAGCCUAUUCUACCUCGAUAUUAGGUACAUUCUUGUACUACAUUUUAAUAGUUAAUUGUCUGCAUUUAGAUUGUCAAAAAGAACAAUCAUUAUUCUAAAGCAAAAACUUUGAUAUUCUUUAUGCAUAAAAUUCACUGUGAAUGUAUAAUUCAAAACACGUAGAUUUAAAACAUAAUUCUAGAUAUAGUUCAAUAAAACACAAACUUAGCGUACAUUAAUCAUCAUUAUGGCAGGCUUUCAUUACGUUUGUUGUAAAAUUUUUAAAGAAAAAUAUUAAUUUGCGAUGCAAAUGCAAGUAUUAGAAAUAAUACCAUCAAUCAUAGAUCACCGACACAUGCGUAGUUUGGCGAUAUGUAAAUAACUAUUUUUUGUUAACAGGUUGUCUUCCGUUGUAUUUGCAUUCACAACGCUAUAAAACUUAUGACCAAAAUAUAAUUUCAUUUAUUUACUACAAUUGCAAGAAAAAUCAUUACCUUUUAUUUGGACGAAAGCCGUCUUUAGGACGUACUUUGGGAGGACACUGGAGUACUCAGGUGAAACUAAUUUGGUUGGGUAAAUGACCCCAUACCUUUUCACGUCCGAUCUGGGAAUCGAGCUUAAGUCGUCUUGGUGGAAGGCGGAUUUGUUACCGUUGCUCCACCCGACCACAGCACUGCAGACUGUUUAUACGAUAGUUACUUCCUUUUAAAGGAUUUUCCUGUUAUAAUGUUAAGUCUUCAAAAUGGUCCUUUAAUCAGUUCGGGAAUCUAAAGUUAAAAGUAAGUUAGUUAUGUUAGAAAUAAACGUUAAAAGGUAGAAAUCAUGUAUAAGUACCAAAGUUCACAAAACGCACUCGAAAUUAUCUGAUAUGGAAGUCAUCUAAAAACUGUCGACAAUGAAUUAUUCUAUGAAGAUUUAGCUUUUCAUUGGCAGAUAGAACAUGUGUAAAACAGAGCAUUCUAUUUACUACGGAGAGUGGAAAGAACAAAAUCAUUCAGACGACUGGAAGAUCCAGUAAUGAAAGUCAAAACAGAAUUGGUUUCUUUUUUGUAGUUAGUAAGAACAAAUGUCUGUUUAGUAGAAUACAUAUUAACGUCUAUUCUGUUUAAGGUGUGUGUGUUUGUAUACAUGUUUAAUGAAAGAAUUUAAUUAAAUAUGUACUUUUUUUACAAGAGUCAAUACUGUUAUUUCGAAAAAUAUAGCAAAAUUCAAUGGGAAUCGAACGGGAAAGAAAAUAUAAGGCAAGACUUUCUCCUUAAUUUGGUUGCUUUACUGUCAUCAUUUUCUAGCAGUUAUUUGUACAUUUCCUACAACUGUAAAUAUGUAAUAUAUAUUUUUGUAAAUUAUACCAAGAUGAUGCACAUUUCAUGAAUUCGAUUCCCGAGUCACAUUAUUUAGAUAAGAUCAUCGCACCGGAAAAGGGGCAUUGUAUACUUUUCUAUAAUAUUUCAAGAAUUAUUUCCAUAAUCUUGAACACGAAGUUUGAAAGUACGUUUCACGGAAAAUAAUGUCACUAAUCCUGUAGACUGCAUUCUUAGCCACCAGAGUUACUUCCCUUUUAUCUCUUUAACUCUUUAAAGCCAAUAGCUAUAGAGGACAAGAACGGUAUAUCAUAAAAACUUGGCGAAAUCCCUUAAAUAGCCGUUAGUUUUUCAGCCAUUUGUUGUGUCAGCUUAGAGAUAGAAAUUUUCAUCUACGCCAUCAUUCAACUGGCUAUUGUUAUGUGCAUACAUGUACAUCUAUUCUAUUUCAACAGUGCAAUUGUAAUUCUUAAUAAACAUUUUCAGCUCUA
This is a messenger RNA of Pecten maximus, 3709 nucleotides long. RefSeq names its product organic cation transporter protein-like. The transcript is spliced from 11 exons. Gene Ontology annotation, molecular function: transmembrane transporter activity. Gene Ontology annotation, biological process: transmembrane transport. Gene Ontology annotation, cellular component: membrane. NCBI's taxonomy places the organism in Eukaryota, Metazoa, Mollusca, Bivalvia, Pectinida, Pectinidae. The record is from RefSeq and is a predicted model, not a curated record. Bases 119 to 1789 code for a protein of 556 amino acids.